AUGUCGGAGCACGCGGCACCCGGGGCCCCGGGGCCUGGGCCCAACGGCGGUGGUGGUGGCGGCGGCGGCGGCGGCGGCGGCGGCCCGGCCCCCGCGCGCGGGCCUCGCACCCCCAACCUCAACCCCAAUCCUCUCAUCAACGUGCGCGACCGGCUUUUCCACGCGCUCUUCUUCAAGAUGGCUGUCACCUACUCGCGCCUCUUCCCGCCCGCCUUCCGUCGGCUCUUCGAGUUUUUCGUGUUGCUCAAGGCCCUGUUUGUGCUGUUUGUCCUGGCCUACAUCCACAUCGUCUUCUCCCGCUCACCCAUCAACUGCCUGGAGCACGUGCGUGACAAGUGGCCGCGUGAGGGCAUCCUGCGGGUAGAGGUGCAACACAACUCAAGCCGCGCGCCCGUCUUCCUGCAGUUCUGCGAUGGUGGCCAUGGCAGCUUCCCUGGCCUGGCUGUGGAGCCAGAUGGCCUGGAGCUAGAGGAGGAGGAGGAGGAGGAGCUGACCAUGGACAUGUUCGGGAACAGCUCCAUCAAGUUUGAGCUGGACAUCGAGCCCAAGGUGUUCAAGCCACCAGGUGGCCCCGAGGCCUUAAAUGACAGCCAGGAGUUCCCAUUCCCUGAGACGCCCCCAAAAGCCUGGCCACAGGACGAGUACAUCGUGGAGUACUCGCUGGAGUAUGGCUUCCUGAGGUUGUCGCAGGCCACGCGCCAGCGGCUCAGCAUCCCUGUCAUGGUGGUCACCCUGGAUCCCACACGGGACCAGUGCUUUGGUGACCGCUUCAGCCGCCUGCUCCUGGCUGAGUUCCUGGGCUAUGAUGACAUCCUUAUGUCCAGUGUGAAGGGCCUGGCGGAGAAUGAGGAGAACAAAGGCUUCCUGAGGAAUGUGGUGUCCGGCGAGCACUACCGCUUCGUGAGCAUGUGGAUGGCCCGCACGUCCUACCUGGCCGCCUUCGUCAUCAUGGUCAUCUUUACCCUGAGUGUGUCCAUGUUGCUGCGCUACUCCCACCACCAGAUCUUCGUCUUCAUUGUGGACCUGCUGCAGAUGCUGGAGAUGAACAUGGCCAUCGCCUUCCCCGCAGCGCCCCUGCUGACCGUCAUCCUGGCCCUUGUGGGAAUGGAGGCGAUCAUGUCCGAGUUCUUCAACGACACCACUACAGCCUUCUACAUCAUCCUCAUUGUGUGGCUGGCUGACCAGUAUGACGCCAUCUGCUGCCACACCAACACCAGCAAGCGGCACUGGCUUCGGUUCUUCUACCUGUACCACUUUGCCUUCUAUGCUUACCACUAUCGCUUCAACGGGCAGUACAGCAGCCUGGCACUCGUCACCUCCUGGCUCUUCAUCCAGCAUUCCAUGAUCUACUUCUUCCACCACUAUGAACUACCUGCCAUCCUGCAGCAGAUCCGUGUCCAGGAGAUGCUGCUGCAAACACCACCACUGGGCCCCGGCACUCCCACGGCCCUGCCGGACGACCUGAACAACAAUGGAGGCAUCCCACCUAUCACCCCCGACGCUGCCAACCAGUCCCCUGCCCUGGGCCCUGGCUUGCCAGGUGCUGGCGGGGGCCCCGGGCCCGUGGCUGAGGCACCUAGCUCCCUGGUGGCCGCAGCAGCCUCAGUGGCUGCAGCAGCCAGUGGUGACCUGGGUUGGAUGGCAGAGACGGCUGCCAUCAUCACAGACGCCUCCUUCCUGUCUGGCCUGAGCGCCUCUCUCCUGGACCGGCGGCCAGCCAGCCCCCUGAGCCCCAGUGGGGGGCUCCCACGGGCCCUGCAGGACAAUGCCCCUACAAGCAACUCUCCAGGGUCUGAUGCAAUCCCUCAGACCACCGGGGGGGGCAGGCCCAGCCCUGCGUCCACCGAUCUAGUGGGCACGCCCUCAGAGGUCGGCUCCUGA
Molecule: messenger RNA, 1881 nt
Organism: Rangifer tarandus platyrhynchus (Svalbard reindeer)
Lineage: Eukaryota; Metazoa; Chordata; Mammalia; Artiodactyla; Cervidae
Source: the annotation of a GenBank genome assembly